Molecule: messenger RNA, 4574 nt
Organism: Morone saxatilis (striped sea-bass)
Lineage: Eukaryota; Metazoa; Chordata; Actinopteri; Moronidae
Product: TNF receptor-associated factor 2-like
Biological process (GO): positive regulation of JNK cascade; tumor necrosis factor-mediated signaling pathway; positive regulation of canonical NF-kappaB signal transduction
Cellular component (GO): cytosol; plasma membrane signaling receptor complex; cytoplasmic side of plasma membrane
Molecular function (GO): ubiquitin-protein transferase activity; tumor necrosis factor receptor binding; zinc ion binding
Source: RefSeq, a predicted model, not a curated record
GCGUGACGUGUAAGCGGACACCACCAUGGCCACGCAGGAACCGUCCCCUCCUUCGUCCAUGGAGAGCAAUAAACCCGGCUUCCCCAAGAAGAUCCUGGGCAACAAGCUGGAGGACAAGCACCUGUGCAACUGCUGCCACAACAUACUCCGACGGCCGUUCCAAGCCCAGUGCGGACAUCGCUUCUGCUCCUACUGCUUCAACAGGACUGUGAGUAACGGACCCCAGAAAUGCAACGCCUGCAUUAAAGAGGAUAUUUUUGAGGAGCCCACAUCGAUUUUGAAACAAGGAUGUGCUUUUCCUGACAAUGCAGUUCGAAGGGAAGUUGAACACCUUUCAGCUGUUUGUAUCAAUGAGAACUGCACUUGGAAAGGCAGCAUUAAAGAGUACGAGAUGAACCACGAGGGGAAGUGCGAGUUCAUGAUCAUCCCCUGCCCCUCCUGCAAAGAGCGAAUUCGCUUCAACGAACAGGAGCGCCACAACGAGCGAGAGUGCCCGGAGAGGACGCUCAACUGCAAGUACUGCAAGGAGCCAUUUCACUUCAAAAACAUCAAGGCACAUGAUGAGAUCUGUCCCAAGUACCCGAUGAUCUGUGAAGGCUGUGCCAAGAAGAAAAUCCCCAGAGAAAAGUAUGUGGAUCACAUUAAAUUCUGCAGCAAAUUCAGAACUCCGUGUCGCUUUCAUGUCGUGGGAUGUGAUAUGUCUGUGGAAAAGGAGAAGAUUCAUGACCACGAGCGCGCCUAUGCCUACGAGCACCUCAAUCUGUUGCUGCACUACAUUAUGGGCAUGAAAGUGAGCAUGGAGGGCCUGCAGCCCCAGGGACUGGAACUAGCCGGACACAAACUGGUGGAGCUCCAACAGUCCCUCAGGGAGCUCGAGGCCAGAGUCUCCCAGCUUAGCACCACCUCCUCUGGGCCUCCCGUGCAGGGAGCCGCCGCCGCCGCCGCCGCCUCCUCCUCAUCCUCCAGCUCCGGUCCUCCUGGUCCACCCGCUUCAGCUCCGCUCCCUCCGCCGCCCACUCUGGCUCCCACUCUGUCCGUGUCCACCUCCUUCACGCCCCUGCCCAGCUCGGUGGGGGCGGCGCUGGAGCUUCAACUUCACAGCGAGAAGACGAAGGUGGCCGAGCUCGGUCGCAGGUGUACGGAACUCGAAGUCAAAGCCGGCACGUUUGAAAAUGUGGUGUGCGUCCUGAACCGAGAGGUGGAGAGGUUUGCCACCACCAUGGAAGCCAGCAACCGUCAGCACAAACUGGACCAGGAUAAGAUCGAGGCUCUGACUAAUAAGGUGCGACAGCUGGAGAGGACCGUGGGGCUGAAGGACCUCACUGUUGCUGAGAUGGAGGGCCGGCUGAGGGAAAUGUCCGCCACUACCUUUGAUGGCGUCUUUGUCUGGAGGAUCUCUGAUUUUGCCAAAAAGAGACAAGAUGCCAUUGCAGGUCGAGCCCCUGCCAUGUUUUCACCAGCCUUCUACACCAGUAAGUACGGCUAUAAGAUGUGUCUGCGGAUCUACCUGAACGGAGAUGGGACAGGGCGUGGCAGCCACUUGUCCCUGUUCUUUGUGGUGAUGAGAGGACUGAGUGACGCUCUGCUCAAAUGGCCUUUCAACCAGAAGGUGACUCUGAUGCUGCUGGACCAGAGCAACCGUGAGCACAUCAUCGACGCCUUCCGACCGGACGUCACUUCCUCUUCCUUCCAGCGACCCGUGAGCGAGAUGAACAUCGCCAGCGGCUGUCCGCUCUUCUGCCCGCUCUCCAAGCUCGAUGCCAAGAACUCUUACAUCCGCGACGACACCAUCUUCAUCAAGGCGAUCGUGGACCUCACCGGCCUCUAGGCGACCUCCGCGCUGUGGGAGGGGGGCGGUUGGUACAGUUUUGGGGCGAAACCAGGCAGCUCUUGCGACCAUUAAGGCUUUAUUUCGGCUCAAUAGUGGUUCGCUGUUCGGGCAUCUUAAUGUCCCCCUUGAGCUUUAGGGAGACUGUCUGCUGCGUGCGGCCGCAGUUUGCUGCGUCCAGGCGGCGCCGGCAUCGCCAUAUCCGGUGGUCUGUCUUCAUGCGAGAAACCACCGUCAUCGCUGUACAUUUUUGUGGGUGCAAAACCUUUUUUCUUUGACAUCGUUUCAGACAACGCAGCAACGCCGUUGCAGCGUGGUCAGCACAGGCGUUGAGUGAAAAGAGUGAAUAUCAUCUUUAAUUUAUAUCUCCUGCAGUACGUUUGAAGACUCGGGGAGGAGGGGCGUUAGAAGAGGAUUGUAGAUUACAGAUAGUUGAUGUGAUCAUUCGGAUGUCGCUGUAGAAAGCAGUAGACUUAUAAUAGAGUUAGAGCAUGGCUUUGAUGCAGUUUCUUCUUUUCAUUUUAACCUGCAGAUUGUGGAUAUUGUGAGCUUCUCAAUUCCAGUGUCGAGUGAAUUUGCAUAGACAAACGUGGAGUUAUGUUAUGAAUAAGAUUACAGGCAUUUUUCCUUUUUGCCUUUUUCCUUUCGCGCAUGCCGCCAGGCGUUUCUUUGAGUAUGAAAUUGCUCCUUAUUUUUCGACAUGAAGGUUUCCUCGUUUGUUGUUUGAAACUUGUUAGUGAAUUAGCCAUCUGUGAUGGUGGACAUUGCCUGCAUGUCUUUGGAACCAGGCUAUCUACGUGUAAAAAAAAAAAAAAAAGUUAGUGUUUGCGUAUUUGUUUCCUAUUAAGGGGUCGGUGGUUCUGAUUGGUGGUUUGGUACAUCUGUGGAAGAUACAGUGGAGUUACCAAGGAGUCAGGGCAGCUUGCCAGUUCAAGCCUGAAGCAUAAAAUCAAAACAAAAACCUUACAUUGUCUCUGACAAACAUACAUAGCUGGAGUUAUAUGCUCACUAGCUCACAUCUCAACACAUAGUGCUGUGCCCCACCACAGAUUGAGGUUUACACAGAUUCCACGAAACGAAAGGAAUUGUUUGUUCCUUGUUUUCUGUCCAUACAGUAUACAGUGCAUAUGUGUUUCUGCUGCUCUAAGAUAGAAUACUGAUGUGAAUCUAACAUAUAUAUAUUUAUAUAUAUAUAUGUUGGUGCAAAUAUACAUGAGGUAAAUGUUGAGGUUGAAAGGCUGAAAUAAGAUACUAGAGAUUGUUCGUUGUCGGCCAUUAUUGACAUUAUUUAUUGCAGAUUGGUGUUUUAAUGUGCUCUCACCACACAAAUCUACAUUAUGUCUGCUUUUUAGAGUAGUUUUUCUACGUGUCCACCAGAGAUCGCUGUUGUACUUUACUUAGCAUGCAUGCUGAGGUUUUUUUUUUUUAAACGGUUCACGUUGGCCUGUUUUGAAAAACCAGUCUCGACCUGUGUUGAAACCUCUCUGUGCAUGGGAGGCUUCAAUCCACACUCGCUAUGGAGUUUCACAUCGGUUUACUCCGUGAGCCACGUGUGAAAAAGCAUUUAUUUGUAUUCGUUUGGAUGAAAACGUAAUCAUAGAAUAGUUAUUAUGUUAUAACUGGCGCUGCGUCUGUUCAACAGAGGCACCCGCCUAUAUUCAUAGCAAUUUAUAAAUAUGUAUCUUUCAUAUCAUAAUGUUGAAAUAAUCUAUAUAUCAAUGUUAAUAUACACAAGAUGUUAUAAUAAACAUAGUAUUACUGAAUACCUUAUUAAUUCUAUAUCUAUAUACCAACUUUUUCUUUGUCAAGAUGGUUUGAACAGGCCAGGACGACCCCCCCGCCGUGCAGUAUAAGGACUUAUGAUUCCUUCUAGAGUGCAAUAUAUGAUUACGUCUGUUAGAUUUUUGAUGACACCUCGGCUUUAAGGGUUUACAGAAGUCACACUCGACUUAUUUGUUUACAUUACUCAUCAUGGCGAACAAUUUUUUUAACUUUUCAAGGAAAAACUGGAGCUUUUCCUUCUCAUUGAGCAUCACUGGACAUCACUAACAUGGAGAAGUCUCUAGUCGGUCGCCCUGUUCGCAGCUACGUCGUGAGCUAAUGUUUGUUUUUAUUUAUUAUUAAAGAAAGACCAUUUUAAUGUUGAGGAAUUCAUGCUAUAAGUGUGGGGGGGGGGGUUUAUAUUCGUAACUUUUCCACGAAGGCGGAGCAUGUAACGAACGGGAUGAACUUUUAAAAAAAACCUUGGGUGUUCUUGUAAUGUGCCAAAAUCCAAGUAUUACCUCCAUAUUACUAACAACGUUGUAUUGCAAGUUGUAUUUUUAUGUUUCUAUGCUAAAAUAUUGGUGCCAAAUAUGUUUAUAAUUAAGUUGCGUGUGUGUGUAUAUGUGUGCGUGUGUGCCAUUUUAAUACGAUGCAUUGGUCACUACGUCUGUGAGGACCAGAGAUAAUUAAUACUGUCCCAUGACAAUUACAGACCCUCCCAAGGUUGUUUUGAAUGUAAGCUUUAAUUCAUUUUGGUUUUUUUCUUCUUAAGAAACACAACAGCAGUUCAGUAAUGUGAUGCAGUCGACUUGAACCAACUUUAUUUGUGCACUUUGUACUGGUUGUUUGUCAAAAACAGGGUAUUUUGUUGAGUGAUUUACGUACCUUGAAAUCAGAGCCAUAUAUAUUCUGAUGUUGAUAAUUGAUGUAUUUAUGCUGAAAAGGACAUGCAGUAUGUAAUAAAGUAGCUGGUUUCUGCUUU